CACAGGCAUUGCAAGGACAGCUCAUCUGAUGUAAACAAGGGUCCUUUGCGAACCCGCACAUGUUUUGUAUCCAAGCCGUGCUACGCAAUCCGGGUCCUGUCCUGACAACUAUCAAAACAUCAUUGCCUCCCAAAAUGUGGGCAUCAGGGUAUGGCUUUGUUGUGACUUCAUGAACUCUGGUGAUGUCUCGGCCAGCUCCGUCCCCAAUCUACACCCUAAGGGGUGCCAGUGGACCCUUCAACACCCUCCACUUCAGUUGCCAUGGAGGGGACACUCCCCUCCUCUUCUCUGGCUCGGGGAAGGGUGCCAUCCAUAUGUGGAAUCUUAACACCAGGAGGGCAGAGAGAACUGUCGAAGGUCAUUCUGGGAGUUCAGUCAUCUGGGUCAGUACACUUCCCUCGGCAGAUACACUCAUUAGUCAGGGACGGGACAUGAGGAUCUGUCUUUGGGAUCUGAGCAAAGGUUCCAGUGAGCUGAUGGACUCUCUCACGACAGGAAGUGUUGGAUUCUGUCAGUGCUCCUUACUGGAGACAGGGCAGCGAACGUGCCUACUCGCCUUUGCAGGAGAACAAAUUGAGGAGGUCAAGGUUGUUGAACUACCCAGUAAGACUCUGGUGUCCAGCCUGGUUCCAGAUUCAAAAUCGGGAUCGGUCAUGUGUGUCAAACUCUGGCAGCCACAAUCAGGUCCUGGACCCCUCUUGCUGGCCGGGUAUGAGGAUGGGUCACUGUUGUUAUGGGACAUAACCCAGAGGUCCAUUCUGAGUCAAACCAAAGUCCACCUUGAGCCUGUCAUGUGUCUGACCUUUGACACAGAAAGUCUGAGGGGCAUAUCGGCUUCUUCGGACAAUAAACUCUCCUCAUGGAUCCUGGACGGGCAGAAUAACCUGAAGCUCCAAAACUGCGUGACUCUAACCAACCCUGGCAUUUCCCAGCUGAGUAUUAGAGGAGAUGGUAAACUGUUAGCAUCAGCAGGCUGGGACCACCGGGUACGGAUAUUUGGCUGGAAGAAGCUGCGACCUCUGGCAGUCCUGCAGUACCACAGUGACAUGGUGCUCAGCGUUGCAUUCUCCGACCACAAGGACCCCGGGCAAAGAUUUCUGGCUGCUGGAUCCAAAGACCAACGUAUCAGUCUGUGGUCAAUCUACAAUGAGGGACCCUCUGAAAAUAAUUAAUACUCAGUGGCAGUGGUGAAUGUAGGAAAGGGGUCACCAACAUGGUGACCGCUGACACCAGGUCGCCCCCAAGGACCACAUGAGUAGCCCCUGGGCCUGUUCUAAAAAUAGCUCACCAGUGAUGGGAUGUUGUGAUUUCCUAGGAAAUCAAAUAUUGUAGAAAUUAUCAUUUGAAAAUCUAAACACUUGGAGAAAUGUAUAGACAUAGUGUUACAUAUUGAUAUUUAUCUGUUUCCUACCUUGUAAAAUCAUUGUUGAUAAUUAUUGUGAGAAAUAAUUUACAUGAACAUUGUCUUCCAAAAAAAUGAAUCUUAAUUCCAACAUAUAAUUAAAGGUAAUUUGAACAAAUUAGUCAUUUCUGAAGUGUGUUUCGAACUGGCAGCCCUUUGCAUUAAUCACUACCCAAGAAGUAGCUCUCAGUUUAGACCCCUGAGGGGAUUUAUAUAUAUCCAUCCAUCCAUUUUCUGAGCCGCUUUUCCUCGCUAGGGUCGCGGGCGUGCUGGAGCCUAUCCCAGCUGUCAUCGGGCAGGAGGCGGGGUACACCCUGAACUGGUUGCCAGCCAAUCGCAGGGCACAUAGAAACAAACAACCAUUCGCACUCACAGUCAUGCCUACGGGCAAUUUAGAGUCUCCAAUUAAUGCAUGUUUUUAGGAUGUGGGAGGAAACCGGAGUACCCGGAGAAAACCCACGCAGGCACGGGGAGAACAUGCAAACUCCACACAGGCGGGGCCGGGGAUUGUACCCGGGUCCUCAGAACUGUGAGGCUGACGCUGUAACCAGUCGGCCACCGUGCCGCCGAUUUAUAUAUAUAUAUAUAUAUAUAUAUAUAUAUAUAAAUAAUUUAAGUUAUUUUUUUCCCUCAUUAAUGUACACACAGCACCGCAUAUUGACAGAGAAAAACAGGUUUGUUGAAAUUUUUGCAGAAUUAUUAAAAAAGUAAAACUUAAAUAUCACACAGCCAUAAGUAUUCAGACCCUUUGCUCAGAAUUUAGUAGAAGCACACUUUUGAGCUAAUACAGCCAUGAGUCUUUGUUGGAAUGAUGCAACAACUUUUUCACACCUGGAUUUGGGGAUCCUCUGCCAUUCCUCCUUGCAGAUCCUCUCCAGUUCUGUCAGGUUGGAUGGUGAACGUUGGUGGACAGCCAUGUUCAGGUCUUUCCAGAGAUGCUCAAUUGGGUUUAAGUCAGGGCUCGGGCUGGGCCAUUCAAGAACAGUCACGGAGUUGUUCUGAAGCCACUCCUUCGUUAUUUUAGCUCUGUGCUUAGGGUCAUUGUCUUGUUGGAAGGUGAACCUUCGGUCUGAGGUCCUGAGCACUCUGGAGAAGGUUUUCGUCCAGGAUAUCCCUGUAUUUGGCCGCAUCCAUCUUUCCUUUGAUUGCAACCAGUCGUCCUGUCCCUGCAGCUGAAAAACACCCCCACAGCAUAAUGCUGCCGACACCAUGCUUCACUGUUGGGACUGUAUUGGACAGGUGAUGAGCAGUGCCUGGUUUUCUCCACACAUGCCGCUUAGAAUUAAGGCCAAAAAGUUCUAUCUUGGUCUCAUCAGACCAGAGAAUUUUAUUUCUCACCAUCUUGGAGUCCUUCAGGUGUUUUUUAGCAAACUCCAUGCGGGCUGUCUUGCAUUCAGAAGAGGCUUCCGUCGUGCCACUCUGCCAUAAAGCCCUGACUGGUGGCGGGCAGCAGUGAUGGUUGACUUUCAAGAACUUACUCCCAUCUCCUGACUGCAUCUCUGGAGCUCAGCCACAGUGAUCUUUGGGUUCUUCUCUCACCAAGGCUCUUCUCUCCCGAUUGCUCAGUUUGGCCAGACGGCCAGCUCUACAAAGGUUUCUGGUCAUCCCAAACGUCUUCCAUGUAAGGAUUAUGGAGGAACCUUAAGUGCAGCAGAAUUUUGUUUGUAACCUUGGCCAGAUCUGUGCCUUGCCCCAAUUCUGUCUCUGAGUUCUUGAGACAGUUCCUUUGACCUCAUGUUUCUCUUUUGCGCUGACAUGCACUGUGAGCUGUAAGGUCUGAUAUAGACAAGUGUGUGGCUUUCCUAAUCAAGUCCAAUCGGUAUAAACAAACACAGCUGGACUCCAAUGAAGGUUUAGAACCAUCUCAAGGAUGAUCAGAAGAAAGGGACAGCACCUGAGUUAAAUGUGUGUCACAGCAAAGGGUCUGAACAGUUAUGGUUGUGUGAGGUUUCAGUUUUUCUUUUUUAAUUAUUCUGCAGAAAUUUCAACAAUUCCGUUUUUUCUGUCAAUAUGGGGUUCUGUGUGUACAUUAAUGAGGGGAAAAAAUGAACUUAAAUGAUUUUAGCAAAUGAGUGAAAAUUUUUAGGGGGUCUGAAUAGUUUCUGUACCCACUGUAAAUAACAAUAUACAUAAUAGGGCGUUAUAUUGUACAGUAGACAUUUAUAUUGCACUAUGAUAUGUAUUGAUCUAUUGUACAGCCAGUGUUGGGAAGAUUACUUAGGAAAUGUGUUUGGCAGGGCAAGUCAAAUUUAUUUAUAUUGCGCAUUUAAUACACAAAGUAAAUCAAUGUGAGGAGACUGAAGGGAGAAACCCCCAGAAACAAACAAGAACUGAAAGAGACUGCAGUAAAGGCCUAGAAGAGCAUUUCAAAUGAAGAAUGCAGCAGUCUGGUGAAGGUCAGGCUUUAUGCAGUUAUUGCAAUUAAGCGUUAUGCCACCAAAUAUUAAAUGUUAUUCAUUUUCUGUACCGCUUCUCCUCAUGCGGGUCGCGGCCGUGCUGGAGCCUAUCCCAGCUAUCUUCUGACGAGAGACAAGGUACACCCUGAACUGGUCGCUGGCCAAUGUCCCAAUAUUUUUGCUCACUUGAAAAGUCGGUGGCUUCAAACCAAAGUUCUGUCCUGAGUUGUUUAACACAUCUCGAUGUAAAUACCAUGAAAUAAAAGCUGGCAUUCCGAA
Molecule: messenger RNA, 4077 nt
Organism: Phyllopteryx taeniolatus (common seadragon)
Lineage: Eukaryota; Metazoa; Chordata; Actinopteri; Syngnathiformes; Syngnathidae
Gene: gnb1l
Product: guanine nucleotide binding protein (G protein), beta polypeptide 1-like
Exons: 7
Coding region: 183-1172 (329 amino acids)
Molecular function (GO): protein binding
Source: RefSeq, a predicted model, not a curated record